Molecule: messenger RNA, 3638 nt
Organism: Nomascus leucogenys (northern white-cheeked gibbon)
Lineage: Eukaryota; Metazoa; Chordata; Mammalia; Primates; Hylobatidae
Gene: VEGFA
Product: vascular endothelial growth factor A
Biological process (GO): positive regulation of endothelial cell proliferation; positive regulation of protein phosphorylation; positive regulation of angiogenesis
Cellular component (GO): membrane
Molecular function (GO): growth factor activity; chemoattractant activity; vascular endothelial growth factor receptor 1 binding
Source: RefSeq, a predicted model, not a curated record
CCCCUUUUUUAAAGUCGGCUGGUAGCGGGGAGGAUCGCGGAGGCUUGGGGCAGCCGGGUAGCUCGGAGGUCGUGGCGCUGGGGGCUAGCACCAGCGCUCUGUCGGGAGGCGCAGCGGUUAGGUGGACCGGUCAGCGGACUCACCGGCCAGGGCGCUCCGUGCUGGAAUUUGAUAUUCAUUGAUCCGGGUUUUAUCCCUCUUCUUUUUUCUUAAACAUUUUUUAAAAAACUGUAUUGUUUCCCGUUUUAAUUUAUUUUUGUUUGCCAUUCCCCACUUGAAUCGGGCCGACGGCUUGGGGAGAUUGCUCUACUUCCCCAAAUCACUGUGGAUUUUGGAAACCAGCAGAAAGAGGAAAGAGGUAGCAAGAGCUCCAGAGAGAAGUCGAGGAAGAGAGAGACGGGGUCAGAGAGAGCGCGCGGGCGUGCGAGCAGCGAGAGGGACAGGGGCAAAGUGAGUGACCUGCUUUUGGGGGUGACCGCCGGAGCGCGGCGUGAGCCCUCCCCCUUGGGAUCCCGCAGCUGACCAGUCGCGCUGACGGACAGACAGACAGACACCGCCCCCAGCCCCAGCGCCCACCUCCUCCCCGGCCGGCGGCCGACAGUGGACGCGGCGGCGAGCCGCGGGCAGGGGCCGGAGCCCGCGCCCGGAGGCGGGGUGGAGGGGGUCGGGGCUCGCGGCGUCGCACUGAAACUUUUCGUCCAACUUCUGGGCUGUUCUCGCUUCGGAGGAGCCGUGGUCCGCGCGGGGGAAGCCGAGCCGAGCGGAGCCGCGAGAAGUGCUAGCUCGGGCCGGGAGGAGCCGCAGCCGGAGGAGGGGGAGGAGGAAGAAGAGAAGGAAGAGGAGAGGGGGCCGCGGUGGCGACUCGGCGCUCGGAAGCCGGGCUCAUGGACGGGUGAGGCGGCGGUGUGCGCAGACAGUGCUCCAGCCGCGCGCGCGCCCCAGGCCCUGGCCCGGGCCUCGGCCCGGGGAGGAAGAGUAGCUCGCCGAGGCGCCGAGGAGAGCGGGCCGCCCCACAGCCCGAGCCGCAGAGGGAGCGCGAGCCGCGCCGGCCCCGGUCGGGCCUCCGAAACCAUGAACUUUCUGCUGUCUUGGGUGCAUUGGAGCCUUGCCUUGCUGCUCUACCUCCACCAUGCCAAGUGGUCCCAGGCUGCACCCAUGGCAGAAGGAGGAGGGCAGAAUCAUCAUGAAGUGGUGAAGUUCAUGGACGUCUAUCAGCGCAGCUACUGCCAUCCAAUCGAGACCCUGGUGGACAUCUUCCAGGAGUACCCUGAUGAGAUCGAGUACAUCUUCAAGCCAUCCUGUGUGCCCCUGAUGCGAUGCGGGGGCUGCUGCAAUGACGAGGGCCUGGAGUGUGUGCCCACUGAGGAGUCCAACAUCACCAUGCAGAUUAUGCGGAUCAAACCUCACCAAGGCCAGCACAUAGGAGAGAUGAGCUUCCUACAGCACAACAAAUGUGAAUGCAGACCAAAGAAAGAUAGAGCAAGACAAGAAAAAAAAUCAGUUCGAGGAAAGGGAAAGGGGCAAAAACGAAAGCGCAAGAAAUCCCGGUAUAAGUCCUGGAGCGUUCCCUGUGGGCCUUGCUCAGAGCGGAGAAAGCAUUUGUUUGUACAAGAUCCGCAGACGUGUAAAUGUUCCUGCAAAAACACAGACUCACGUUGCAAGGCGAGGCAGCUUGAGUUAAACGAACGUACUUGCAGAUGUGACAAGCCGAGGCGGUGAGCCGGGCAGGAGGAAGGAGCCUCCCUCAGGGUUUCGGGAACCAGAUCUCUCACCAGGAAAGACUGAUACAGAACGAUCGAUACAGAAACCACGCUGCCGCCACCACACCAUCACCAUCGACAGAACAGUCCUUAAUCCAGAAACCUGAAAUGAAGGAAGAGGAGACUGCGCAGAGCACUUUGGGUCCGGAGGGCGAGACUCCGGCAGAAGCAUUCCCGGGCGGGUGACCCAGCACGGUCCCUCUUGGAAUUGGAUUCGCCAUUUUAUUUUUCUUGCUGCUAAAUCACCGAGCCCGGAAGAUUAGAGUUUUAUUUCUGGGAUUCCUGUAGACACACCCACCCACAUACAUACAUUUAUAUAUAUAUAUAUUAUAUAUAUAUAAAAAUAAAUAUCUAUAUUUUAUAUAUAUAAAAUAUAUAUAUUCUUUUUUUAAAUUAACAGUGCUAAUGUUAUUGGUGUCUUCACUGGAUGUAUUUGACUGCUGUGGACUUGAGUUGGGAGGGGAGUGUUCCCACUCAGAUCCUGACAGGGAAGAGGAGGAGACGAGAGACGCUGGCAUGAUCUUUUUUUUUGUCCCACUUGGUGGGGCCAGGGUCCUCUCCCCUGCCCAGGAAUGUGCAAGGCCAGGGCAUGGGGGCAAAUAUGACCCACUUUUGGGAACACCGACAAACCCAGCCCUGGCACUGAGCCUCUACCCCAGGUCAGACGGACAGAAAGACAGAUGACAGGUACAGGGAUGAGGACACUGGCUCUGACUAGGAGUUUGGGGAGCUUCAGGACAUUGCUGUGCUUUGGGGAUUCCCUCCACAUGCUGCAUGCGCAUCUCGCCCCCAGGGGCGCUGCCUGGAAGAUUCAGGAGGCUGGGCGGCCUUCACUUACUCUCACCUGCUUCUGAGUUGCCCAGGAGGCCACUGGCAGAUGUUCCGGCGAAGAGAAGAGACACAUUGUUGGAAGAAGCAGCCCAUGACAGCUCCCCUUCCUGGGACUCGCCCUCAUCCUCUUCCUGCUCCCCUUCCUGGGGUGCAGCCUAAAAGGACCUAUGUCCUCACACCAUUGAAACCACUAGUUCUGUCCCCCCAGGAGACCUGGUUGUGUGUGUGUGAGUGGUUGACCUUCCUCCAUCCCCUGGUCCUUCCCUUCCCUUCCCGAGGCACAGAGAGACAGGGCAGGAUCCACGUGCCCAUUGUGGAGGCAGAGAAAAGAGAAAGUGUUUUAUAUACGGUACUUAUUUAAUAUCCCUUUUUAAUUAGAAAUUAAAACAGUUAAUUUAAUUAAAGAGUAGGGUUUUUUUCAGUAUUCUUGGUUAAUAUUUAAUUUCAACUAUUUAUGAGAUGUAUCUUUUGCUCUCUCUCGCUCUCUUAUUUGUACCGGUUUUUGUAUAUAAAAUUCAUGUUUCCAAUCUCUCUCUCCCUGAUCGGUGACAGUCACUAGCUUAUCUUGAACAGAUAUUUAAUUUUGCUAACACUCAGCUCUGCCCUCCCCGAUCCCCUGGCUCCCCAGCACACAUUCCUUUGAAAUAAGGUUUCAAUAUACAUCUACAUACUAUAUAUAUAUUUGGCAACUUGUAUUUGUGUGUAUAUAUAUAUAUAUAUGUUUAUGUAUAUAUGUGAUUCUGAUAAAAUAGACAUUGCUAUUCUGUUUUUUAUAUGUAAAAACAAAACAAGAAAAAAUAGAGAAUUCUACAUACUAAAUCUCUCUCCUUUUUUAAUUUUAAUAUUUGUUAUCAUUUAUUUAUUGGUGCUACUGUUUAUCCGUAAUAAUUGUGGGGAAAAGAUAUUAACAUCACGUCUUUGUCUCUAGUGCAGUUUUUCGAGAUAUUCCGUAGUACAUAUUUAUUUUUAAACAACGACAAAGAAAUACAGAUAUAUCUUAAAAAAAAAAAAGCAUUUUGUAUUAAAGAAUUUAAUUCUGAUCUCAAA